Talpa occidentalis (Iberian mole) is the source of this 8698-nucleotide messenger RNA. RefSeq names its product ADAM metallopeptidase with thrombospondin type 1 motif 12 (gene ADAMTS12). Gene Ontology annotation, molecular function: metalloendopeptidase activity. Bases 272 to 5062 code for a protein of 1596 amino acids. Gene Ontology annotation, biological process: proteolysis; extracellular matrix organization. The transcript has 24 exons. Gene Ontology annotation, cellular component: extracellular matrix. The record is from RefSeq and is a predicted model, not a curated record. Lineage: Eukaryota; Metazoa; Chordata; Mammalia; Eulipotyphla; Talpidae.
UGGGCUGCACCCUCCCUCCCUGGCCCACUGCACACCCCGCGGAAAGCAGACUCUGUCCACCGAAUCACUCCCCUUUCGGACGGAGGGAGGGGACAGAGGGGUAACGAGCCCCUCUCUAUUUCAAAAAAGCAAAGGGAGAUCGUGGCAACUCCGCAGCCGCUCCCCCCCACUCCUGGACCAUGCCCCCCCGCCUCUUCCUGCUCGGCCACGGGCGAGGACUCGAUGUUCUGAGCUGAGCUAAAACUUGCUGCUUCUCCCCAACAACCGAAUCAUGCCAUGUGCCCAGAGGAGCUGGCUUGCAAACCUCUCCAUUGUGGCUCAGCUUCUUAAUGUGGGGACCCUUGGCUAUGGGAGACCAGCUCAGCCGGGCCCGGUGCGCUUCCCCGACCGGAGGCAAGAGCAUUUCAUCAAUGCCCUGCCAGAAUACCACGUGGUGGGUCCUGUUCGAGUAGACGCGAGUGGGCAUUUUCUAUCAUACGGUUUGCAACAUCUCAUCACCAACAGCAGGCGGAAGAGAGAUGUGGAUGGCCCAGAAGACCGGGUGUACUACCGAAUUUCACAUGAGGAGGAGGAUCUGUUUUUUAACUUGACGAUCAAUCAGGGAUUUCUUUCCAAAAACUACAUUGUGGAGAGAAGAUACGGGAACCUCUCCCAUGUGAAGAUAGUGACUUCCUCGGCACCCCCCUGCCAUCUCCAGGGUACAGUUCUGCAGCAAGGUACGAGGAUUGGGACUGCAGCCCUCAGUGCCUGCCAUGGACUGACUGGAGUUUUCCAUCUGCCACAUGGAGAUUUUUUUAUUGAGCCUGUCAAAAAGCAUCCACUGGCUGAGGGAGAGUACCACCCACACAUCGUUUACAGGAGGCAGAGGCGGGAAAUUCCAGAGAUGAAGGCGCCAACGUGUGGUUUAAGAGAUAGUCUUGGCAUCUCCCAGAAGCAAGAGAGACAGCAAGAGAAAUGGGAGAGGAACAGUUUGGCAAGCAGAAGUCUCUCUCGGCGUUCCAUCAGCAAAGAGAGGUGGGUGGAGACGCUGGUGGUGGCUGACACGAAGAUGAUUGAGUAUCAUGGGAGCGAGAAUGUGGAGUCCUAUAUCCUCACCAUCAUGAACAUGGUCACUGGGUUGUUUCAUAACCCAAGCAUUGGCAAUGCAGUUGACAUUGUUGUGGUUCGGCUCAUUCUGCUUGAAGAAGAAGAGCAAGGACUGAAAAUAGUUCAUCAUGCAGAGAAGACACUGUCCAGCUUCUGCAAGUGGCAGAAGAGCAUCAACCCCAAGAGUGACCUCAACCCCGCCCACCAUGAUGUGGCCGUCCUUAUCACCAGAAAGGACAUCUGUGCUGGUGUCAACCGCCCCUGCGAGACCCUGGGGCUGUCACACCUCUCAGGGAUGUGCCAGCCUCACCGGAGCUGCAACAUCAAUGAAGACUCUGGCCUCCCUCUGGCUUUCACAAUUGCCCACGAGCUGGGACACAGCUUCGGCAUCCAGCAUGAUGGGAAAGAGAAUGACUGUGAGCCCGUGGACAGGCACCCCUACAUCAUGUCCCGCCAGCUCCAGUACAACCCCACGCCGCUGACGUGGUCCAAGUGCAGCAAAGAGUACAUCACCCGCUUCCUGGACCGAGGCUUGGGGUUCUGUCUUGAUGACAUACCCAAAAAGAAAGGCUUGAAGUCCAAGGUCAUUGCUCCUGGAGUGAUCUAUGAUGUUCAUCACCAGUGCCAGUUGCAGUAUGGCCCCAAUGCCACCUUCUGCCAGGAGGUAGAAAAUGUUUGCCAGACCCUGUGGUGCUCAGUGAAAGGCUUUUGUCGCUCUAAGCUGGAUGCUGCUGCUGACGGGACACGAUGUGGUGAGAAGAAGUGGUGUAUGUCUGGCAAGUGCAUCACAGUGGGGAAGAAACCAGAGAGCAUUCCUGGAGGCUGGGGCCGCUGGUCCCCCUGGUCCCACUGUUCCAGGACCUGUGGGGCCGGAGUCCAGAGUGCAGAAAGACACUGCAACAACCCUGAACCAAAGUUCGGAGGGAAGUACUGCACAGGUGAAAGGAAGCGCUACCGCUUGUGCAGCGUGCACCCCUGUCGCCCCGACACCCCGACAUUUCGACAAAUGCAGUGCAGUGAGUUUGACACUGUUCCCUACAAGAAUGAAUUCUACCGCUGGUUUCCAGUGUUCAAUCCAGCACAUCCUUGUGAGCUCUACUGCCGACCCAUAGAUGGCCAGUUUUCUGAGAAAAUGCUGGAUGCUGUCAUUGACGGUACCCCUUGCUUUGAAGGCGGCAACAGCAGAAAUGUCUGUAUUAAUGGCAUAUGUAAGGCUGUGGGCUGUGACUAUGAGAUCGACUCCAGUGCCACCGAGGAUCGCUGUGGUGUGUGCCUGGGGGAUGGCUCUGCCUGCCAGACCGUGAGGAAGGUGUUCAAACAGAAGGAAGGAUCUGGUUAUGUUGACAUUGGACUCAUACCAAAGGGAGCAAGGGACAUACGGGUAAUGGAGAUUGAGGAAGCUGGAAACUUUUUGGCCAUCCGGAGUGAAGACCCGGAAAAGUAUUACCUCAAUGGAGGAUUUAUUAUCCAAUGGAAUGGGAACUACAAGCUGGCAGGGACGACCUUUCAGUAUGAUAGAAAAGGAGAACUGGAGAAACUGAUGGCCGCAGGUCCCACCAAUGAGUCGGUGUGGAUCCAGCUUCUAUUCCAGGUGACCAACCCUGGCAUCAAGUAUGAGUACACAGUCCGGAAGGAUGGCCUUGACAAUGACGUAGAGCAGCUGAUGUACUUCUGGCAGUAUGGCCGCUGGACAGAGUGCAGCGUGACGUGUGGGACAGGUGUCCGCCGCCAGACUGCCCACUGCAUGAAGAAAGGCCACGGCAUGGUGAAAGCUACAUUCUGUGACCCAGAAACACAGCCAAACGGUAGACAGAAGAAGUGCCAUGAGAAGGAUUGCCCACCCAGGUGGUGGGCCGGUGAGUGGGAAGCGUGUUCAACAACAUGUGGCCCCUACGGAGAGAAGAAACGAAUCGUGCUGUGCAUCCAGACCAUGGGCUCCGAUGAGCAGGCCCUCCCGGCUAAAGAUUGCCAACACUUGCUAAGGCCCAAGACUCUCAUUUCCUGCAACAGAGACAUCUUGUGUCCAUCAGACUGGACAGUGGGCAAUUGGAGUGAGUGUUCUGUUUCCUGCGGUGGUGGAGUGCGGACUCGCAGCAUCACCUGUGCCAAGAACCACAAUGAACCUUGUGAUGUAACAAGGAAACCCAACAGCCGAGCUCUCUGUGGCCUCCAGCAAUGCCCGUCUAGCCGGAGAUUUCUGAAACCUAACAGAGGCACAAUUUCCAGUGGGAAAAAGCCACCACCAUCUGAGAAAGACCCGGUACAGCCCGUGGCUCCAACUACAGCCAGUCCCAGAAUGUUGACCACAGCCACAGUGCCUAAGCCUGUGAGCACCAGUUCGCCAUCAACCAGCAGUCCUACACCUACCACAGCCUCUAAAGAGGGAGACCCAGGUGGCAAACAAUGGCCGAAUGGUUCAGCCCAAACUGAAUUGGAUCCCUAUUACGUCAUUUCCACUGAAAGUACUUCCCAGCCCACUCUCCCUUCCUGGACUUUAAGUGUUCUGCCCACAGCAGAGAUGGCUGGCACAUCAGACACUGCUCCUACCUCAGGAGAUCUUGUAACCACCACAGUGACCGGUUCUGACUUGUCAUCUUCCAGCAACCCUGUCACCUGGCAGGUGACUCCAGCUCCUAGUCCUGUGACCAAAGAGCCCGAAAUAGAGAUUCACAGUGGCUCAGGGGAAGAUAGUGAACCACCCGAGAAGAAAAAUGAAAGCAGCUCUAUAACCUGGACCAAAAUCAGAGUACCUGCAAAUGAUGCUUCAGCAGAAAUGCCACUUGGCCCCCCACCAACACCUCAUCUCAAAGGGGCACCUUUGUGGCCGCCCUUCAGCACAGUGAUGGCAGGACUGCUACCCAGCCAAAGACCUACCACUCUCAAAAGUGGUGCACCCAGAGCCGAGAGGGUGGUCACUGAGAAGCCGGCUAGUACUCCACUCCCUCAGGGAGGAAACCUCAGGCCUGAACCCACAGAAAAGUCGGUGAGCCAUGACCCCUCAGAACUUCCAAGCGAUGUGAAUCUAACGCACAGUUCGGCACCAGUCCUGACUGAGGAGGAUGCAACAAGUCUGAUCGCUGAGGGCUUUCUGCUGAAUGCUUCCAGCUACCAGCAGCUCCUGACGAGCCGCGGCCCUGCCCGCUGGAUUGUUGGGAACUGGAGUGAGUGCUCCACCACGUGUGGGCUGGGGGCCUACUGGCGAAGCGUGGAGUGCAGCACCCAGGUGGAGUCAGACUGUGCUGCUCUGCAGAGACCCGACCCAGCUAAGAAAUGCCACCUCCGCCCCUGCGCCAGCUGGAAAGUGGGAAACUGGAGCAAGUGCUCCAGAAACUGCAGCGGAGGCUUCCAGAUCCGGGAGAUCCAGUGUGUGGACAGCAAGGACCGCAGGAGCCUGAGGCCAUUUCACUGCCAGUUCCUGGCGGGCAUCCCUCCCCCGCUGAGCAUGAGCUGCAACAUGGAGCCCUGUGAGGAGUGGCAGGUGGCGCCCUGGAGCCAGUGUUCCAGGUCCUGUGGGGGCGGAGUGCAGGAGAGAGGGGUGACUUGUCCAGGAGUCCUCUGUGACUGGUCAAAAAGGCCCACGUCUACCACACCUUGCAAUGGGCAGCCUUGCUGUCACUGGGUCACUGGAAACUGGAGCCUGUGCACGGCUUCCUGUGGAGGUGGCUUUCAGAAGAGGACCGUCCAUUGUGUCUCCUCCGAGGACAAUAAAACCGAAGAUGAAGACCGAUGCCUGUGUGACCAUGAGUCCAGACCUCCAGAAUUGCGAAAAUGCAGCCAGCAGGCCUGCAGGAAGAGUGCUGAUUUACUCUGCACCAAGGACAACUUAUCAGUCAGUUUCUGUCAGACACUAAAAACCAUGAAGAAAUGUUCUGUGCCCACCGUGAGAGCUCAGUGCUGCCUCUCGUGUUCCCAGACACGCGUCCAUACCCAAAGGCUGAGAAAACUGCCAUUGCUCAAGAACCCCAGAGCACGCUGAGACUAGAAGGGAACCCCCCCCCCCCCAGAGACUGCAGCUGCCUGCUGACCAGGCCAUGUUCUAGCUCCAGGACCACUUCAUCCAGGUUAUACUAUGUCGAGGUUUUCAAGUCCAACUUUGGGUCAUAAAAAACCAAAAUCCAUUGUGUUCCUUUACCCAAAAUCCAAACUGUCUCUCACAGGAGGCCUGGACUAUAAUACUUGCUGCUCCUGCAAGAAAGGGAAACACUCCAGAAGAAUUGGGAAUCUCCUGGGAUCAGCUUCUGGGAAAGGUGCCAAAGUAGGCCAGUGUGUGACAUGAUCCCACCCCUAGAAUGUGGGUGCCCCCCACCCCUAAAGAUAAAAACAAACCAGGUUUUCCCCGGACUACCUCAGGAGAUUCAGGAAACAGCCACACAUAUUCAGGGGACAGGUUAUUUUGUUCCUUUAUCUUAGAGAAAUCAUCCUUUUGUUUUUCUUCUCUGCUUAGGGACAGGUCCUGUUUAAAAUGUCAUGGAAAGCUUUGAGGAAUCUUCCUCUAAUUCAUCCAGGCAGAGGAUGUAUUCUCCACCCAAGCAUUCAGUUGGGGCAGGGAGAGAAUGUGCUGGCUACGCCCCUCUGUCUACCCCAAAUCCUUGUAGACUCCACCACUGGGCUGUUUAAGCUUCUAUGACUGCCUGGAGACACCAGGAUAAAAGGGCUGAAGCUACAGGACUGAGUAAAUCAAAGGGGUUUUGGUUAGUUAUAUGGAAGACAUUCCUUGAUGUCUUGAGGAUAAUUUCUAUGAAAUCUCGUAAGCAGAUGAAAUCAACUCCUUGCUAGUAUAAGAAAGGGAAUGUGGGCCCUCAUUCUUCCCACUUUCCAGACAGAUGCCCAUUCCUUUGCAGAAGAGCAAAUGUAUCUUCCUGUCUCAUUUUCCCUCUCCAGAAUAUCUCUGCCUAAGCCAUCAACUCAGAUUGGACCAUCAGUUUCCUGCUGGGGAUUAAUAUACAACUCUGUAGCCAACUCCAGACCUGCCACCAGCUACCACCACCCCUAGACUGGAAAACGGAGCUCUAGAUUAAAAUACUUCAAAGAACCAGGUAUAUUUAUGAAGCAUAAAAACUUAGUACAAACUUCUGAUCUUGAGACUAAAACUUAACAAAAAUGAGGUCAAGAUGACCUACUCCUCAGUGAACCCAAUAGUUACUUUUGAGGGUUUAUUUCCUUGGGGGCAACUGGUGAGUCAGAGGAGUCCAGAAGAGCUGACACGAAAGCUAGACUGCUAAUCCUGGGUGUUCCCGCUACCCAUCAGGAGCCCCGGGAGACCACAGGCAGAGCAAAGUUCCUGGUUUCUGAGAGGAGGUACUUUCAUGACCUGAAAUGAGGGGGAGGGUGGGCAAGCAGGACCUCAAGGAGCAGAAGUCCUCAGAACCAGCCCUGACAGGCAAAGGCAGAGCUGUGGCCUCCAGGUGAUGGGCAGCACAGGUUCAGACUCACACACAGGUGCAGUUAAUAUUCACGUGGGACAAGUGUCCUACAUUGCCCUUGAAUUAUCGAUCCGUUCAGCAGAAUGGUGCUAUUGAAAACGGUGCUCAUGGCCAGACGGUGGCAGAACUAAUAUAAACACACAGAUGUGCAGGUGGGCGAGUCCAUCUCCAUCUUCUGUUAAGUGUGUGAUGGUGUUGCUGGCCAAUGCCCAUUGUAUUACAUGGAUAUCAGAAGCUUCAAGUUUUUAUAUUGUGUGCUUUUUAUUUUUUUUUAAACCAUCCAUAUGUCUUAUUUUGUAAAUUCCUAGGAAAAAAAACAACAUUGGGGGUGGGAUGAAAUUUGAGCUAGACCAGAAACAGGAGGAAAGUAGAAAUGUUUACCUAAAGCCAGGGAAUUUAUUUCUAGAUAACGAUUACAUUCUUACAUUCUCUGUCUUUAAAUAUAAACAUUGCUGGCCGAUGACAGUAUCUGGUGAAACAACAGUUGUAGACAGACGAUACUUAAAUUGUUAGUGACAUAACAGGAGGAGAACCUAAUUUUUUCUCAUGAGAUAAUUCACAAAGGCUGUCCCCGAGUGCAGUGUAGACUCUCGGCGGGAUUGCAUGAGCCAGGUUGAACUUAACGUGGUCCUGUGCUCUCUGGAGUCAGACUUGUCAUCAGAGACCUGGAAAUGACCAGCAAAACUCAGGAACAAACCCAGAUUCCUACUGACCUCAACAACUGAAGUAGACCAGACUUCCGGUACACAAAAUGUAUCAUGUGCUAACCCAAGUGGUGGGGAAGAUGGUGAACAUGUAAGGAAGGUCCGUCCAGGUACAAAAUUCUAGGCCUCUCUCAAAUGCACAAUAUUGGCCCCUAAUUGUGUGCCAUGGACUUUCACGUCCUGUAUUGAGGCUGUGUCAUGAGGUGACAGUAUGGCUUCUGGCCUUCUGGAUCUGCAGAUUGAGAGAGCACUUGAUGUUGGGGUCACCUGGCACGUUGAUUGUUCCCAUGACCACCACUCAGCUUUGGGUCACCAGGGACCUGAGACUAACAGGGGACUCCCAAGACAGGAACCAGGUGGUGUCUUCACCAUCUCGAUGUUCACGGGAGUAGCAGGAGGUAGAUUUGUUGGUUUGUUUUAUUCAUGUUCACCUUUUCUUCCCACCUUGAGCCAACAACUGAGAAAUGUAGCAUUGAGACACACUGGAUUCACAUCUAUCACGAACCAGGGAAGUCUGCCACGGGGCCUGGUGCUUAAAUACAUGAAGUUUCUCAAAACCAGUUGGGUUUACAUUCCUGUUUGCAGAGGUAGAGUUAGCUCUUCUCUGAACAGUCAUUAGUCCUUAAACAUGGAAACAUAAUUAAAUAGGCCAUAAGAGAAUUGUAUUUGAAAAGCUAAAUAUUACACUUUUCCUAAAACGGGGGAAUCAUUUUUUAAUACAAAGAAUUGCUUCUUAGGAUUGACUAACUUUAUAAUGGUUUUCUUAAGAAAGGGCACACCUCCACCCACUCUCCUGAGCCACCCUAGGUCUCCAAUUGCACCCCAACAGAUAUUUAGUGACUGCUUUUGAUAACUUUCAUAAGAUUUCUGAAAUAAAAUUGGAGGGAUUUGUUUCAGAUCAUAAUUUCCCAUUCAACUGAGUAAAAUCUUCCAAACUCUGAAAGCUACACAUUCCCACCCCAGAGAUUGCAGGUGAUAACUCUUCUCCCUUCUGACUUUAAGAUGAAGCCCUGGAACUGUUUAUCUGGUGCUCAGUGCCUGGCAAUUCAUUUUUAAGAGCGAGACCACGUGACAAGAACUGCCUGGUGCUACCAUUUAGCCAACAUAUCUGAUACUACUCUUGUUUUUAUAUUGCUAAUAACUCUAGUAUUGUAUUAUUACUAAAUUGUGUCAUUUACAAAACAUGGUUGGGGAAGCACAAUUCUCCCUGUAUCUUCCAAAGUGGGUGUGUGAUGUGCAUGGCCCAACCCAACACCCUCCCUGCAUCUCUGUCCUGCUUUGCCAGGCCCAGCCUCUUUCUGGGGUAUUUCAUUAGGUACCUCAAUGUGUAAAACCAAACUUAAUCAUAGCCUGGCUUUGUGGGGCAUCAAUAAACAGCCAAACUCACUGAUGUCUCCUUGUGAUUCAUUUGCCCUGCUGUGAGACCCCCACCACCCGCCUGUUUUACCCUGGAACAUGAUAGCUUGGAGGAUGAUGCUAUCAAUU